GUUUUGGAUGGCUUUGGCAGGCAAGGGAUGGCAACGGCAGCUACAACCCAAUAUUCGAUAUUAAAAGACUUAACAAGUUUUGGUUGACAAACAUAGAGAAGGAUUGAAUUUGAAUACUAUAAUACUACAAUACUAUAUCUGAAUGUCCUAGUUCGAAGAACAUAGUCAUCAUCAUCAUCAUCAAUCAUGGUCACACCUAACACAACCCCCUACAAACCCUCCCCUCUUUCCUUCGGCUCUCCUCGUACUUCUCCCUUUCGGCGUCCCUCCGUUGCUGCUCCUAACACGGGCAUUCGUCCCAAUACACCGGGAAGCCCUGGCAGCAAAGGGCCAACAACGCCUGUCCAGUCCCCGAGCAAACUAAAGCAGUCGCACAUUGCAGAGGAUGGAUCCGUCUUCUCAGAUAGUCAGAUAUCACCUUUAGAUUCAGUGCGCAGAGAAAUCACAUCGUCACCAACUAGGGCAUCCCACAGACAAAAUGAGAGCACAUCUUCAAUGAUGGGAUCGAAGUUGCCAGAGAGAUCAGUUGCGAACGGUGACACACUGAGCAGAUUACCACAAGCCCAACUACGUGAAAUGAGAGAGGCGUUUCAAGUUCUAGAUCGCGAUAACGACGGGAAGGUCAAUAGAGAGGAUGUUGCUGAUAUUCUACUGAACUUAGGACAAGACUCCUCCUCCGCAGCUACUUCUCUCUAUUUUCCUUCCGGAGGGCCACAGACGCUUAAUCUACACACGUAUCUAAACUCGAUUGCGAACCUGCUCGCCCCUCUUUCGUCUCCACAGGAACUCCUCAACGCCUUCGCGGCUUUUGACGAAGAUGACAGCGGCCAGAUAGAUAUGGAUGAGCUUCGCGAUGCCCUCCUUAAUACAAGCCCCGACGCAGACGAGAUUCCCCUGACAGAAAGAGAAGUCAGAGAAGUAGUUAAUGGUUUUACGGGAAGACGGGCGUUUGGAGCGAAAGGAGCAAAACCAGGAGGUUUUGGAGGAGCAGGAAAAAGAUCGGAGGUAUUUCGUUAUCAGGAAUUCGUUGAGAGUCUGACUGGCGGUACAGCAAUUGCGAGUGGUGUUGGACAGGGGCACGACAACAAAAGGGACAAUGAAUAAUGCCUGACAACAUAUUAUGUACGAAAUACCAUUUCAUGUCAUACUUGGAUGUGCAUAGGCGAAUUGGUGUAUUUGGGUUGAUCGAGUUUCAUCAUUGUUGUUUGGUUCCUACGCUUUAGGGAUUGGACCAUAUUUUCAGGGUCUUAAGCCCCACUCUAUUGUUUGAGAAAUAAAUAAUUGGAUGCAUGUCUUAUCGAAAUCUACUCUGUACAGAGCAGAGUAACCAUUGCUACAUGAACACAGCAUAUCCAGGCACAGA
Molecule: messenger RNA, 1363 nt
Organism: Blastomyces dermatitidis ER-3
Lineage: Eukaryota; Fungi; Ascomycota; Eurotiomycetes; Onygenales; Ajellomycetaceae
Product: calmodulin
Exons: 3
Coding region: 187-1104 (305 amino acids)
Biological process (GO): mitotic cytokinesis; actomyosin structure organization
Cellular component (GO): cytoplasm; myosin II complex
Molecular function (GO): myosin heavy chain binding; cytoskeletal motor regulator activity; calcium ion binding
Source: RefSeq, a predicted model, not a curated record